AAGAAAUUUGCCCUUCAAAAAAAGAAAAAUGAAAAAGACGGGAGGUCAUGUUUCAAUACCUUAUCGAUACGGCGGUAAAUAACCAGGACGGUAUUGUACAGCAGUUUGCCUGGUUACUCCGCACUUUUAUGGUUAAAAAGUAAAACAUCACGCUAACCCUGAACCGGCUUGGUGCUUGGACCUCGGCUUUUUCCCAAAACCUUCAUAUGGAGUGAUGUUCUCUCCAACAUCCCCUCGUUUCCCUUCUUCUUUAUAUCUUUCUGCAUUUUGUGCCCUUGGGCGGUGCCAUUGACCCAGUAUGGUUCGUCUGUUGGCAACGUUUCUUCGGUCCUCUCGGACUGCUGUGCCCUCAGCUCGCCCGCUCUAUUCUCGAGGUUACUCUGCUGCGAGCAGCGGCGCCGAAGAUGCUGCCUCCCGCGGAUCGAACUCGAAAAGAGUUCCUGAAGGGGAUCCUAUCCGAAGUUUAGUAGAGCCUCCAGAGCCUCAGACUCGCAAUAGCCAGCCCUCACCCCCCUCAAUUGGGCGCCAAGGCAUCCGAAUCCACACCGCGAAGGGGAAUAUCUCGGCCAUGCACUAUCUGCUGCGUGACGGCUGCAAAUGCCCCCAGUGCGUAGACCAACACUCGAAGCAGCGCAAUUUCCGCAUGUCGGACAUCCCAGCGGACAUCAAGCCGCGCUCCGCCGACUGGGACGGAAGCGUCCUGAAAGUGAAAUGGGAGAACGACAUCCCCGGGUUCGACGAGUCGCACACCUCCACAUACACGCUCAACCAGCUCCGAAACCCCAGCGCAAACUACUCCUACCACAGCACCGGCCGCAAGAGAAAGCGUCUGCUGUGGCACAACUGGUUCAAGCACCGCUUCGUCUCCUACGAGGAGUACAUGCACGACGACAAAGCCUUCUCCAGCGCCAUGCGCGGCCUCGCCCAGACCGGCCUCCUCUUCGUCAAGGACGUCCCGGACUCCCGCGCUGAGGUCGAGAAGAUCGCAACCCGCAUGGGGCCCCUCCGGAACACCUUCUACGGCGCCACGUGGGACGUCCGCACCGUCCCCGAGGCCAAGAACGUCGCCUACACGAACCAGUUCCUGGGCUUCCACAUGGACCUGAUGUACAUGAACGAGCCGCCGGGAUUCCAGCUCCUGCACUGUCUCCAGAACUCGUGCGAUGGCGGCGAGUCGCUGUUCGCGGACUCGUUCGCCGUCGCCAGACAGCUUAGCCUUGAUGACCCGGAGGCGUUCAAGGCCUUGUGCCACUUCCGGCUUUCGUACGAGUAUAACCAUCAGAAUGAUGUGUAUUCCAACGAUUGGCCCGUGUUCCAGACGUUUGUGGACGAGUACACGCAGCAGACGAGGCUGAUGCACGCCAACUACUCCCCGCCCUUCCAGGCCCCGAUGCACGGCCAGCGCCGUCCGUUCAACCGCACCGUAACCGAGAUGCGGGCCCUGGAUAAAUUCGCCAAGAUGCUGGAGGACGAGCGGUAUAUCUACGAGCUGAAGCUGAACCCGGGCGAGUGUGUGAUCUUCGAGAAUCGCCGCGUCCUGCACGCCCGGAAGCAGUUCAAUACCGCGACUGGCCAGCGCUGGCUCGCUGGUGCCUAUGUCGAUGAGGACGCCGUCUUGUCCAAGUUCGCAACCUCGGCACGUAAAUACCCGCAGCUGUGGCGUGACAGCCCCAGCAAACCAUAUCGGAAACGGGCUGAGGGAGAGAGUCACGAUGGGCUUUCCAACGAGGAAUUGACUAUGUAAAGAUGACGAAGAACGUGACGUGUUAAUCCAUUGGCUACUGUGUUUUCUACAAAAGGCUCGAAUACACAAGCAUAGAGGUAUACAGCGGUUUCAACGCAUGUCAGAGGAGCUUAGAUUAGCUCCUGUACAUAAGCAUAGCGUGAUAUUUAUUCAUUUGUUUUUUUUUUCCGGGUCUCUGUUAUUAAAUGAAUGAACCAAAAGAACGAAACAUGCAAGAAGAUAUAGUGCUGGAACACUGAACAUAGAAAACGUAAUGGCAUCGCUGUCCUAUAAUCUAACAAAUCGAGUUUGCAAGGAGGUAGAAAACAAGACAUAAAGAAAACUCUUUCCCGUAUUCUAUACGCUCAAGCGGCAGCAGGAGCCU
Aspergillus pseudonomiae is the source of this 2108-nucleotide messenger RNA. Its product is annotated as putative Gamma-butyrobetaine hydroxylase subfamily. Gene Ontology annotation, molecular function: oxidoreductase activity. NCBI's taxonomy places the organism in Eukaryota, Fungi, Ascomycota, Eurotiomycetes, Eurotiales, Aspergillaceae. Gene Ontology annotation, biological process: carnitine biosynthetic process. The record is from RefSeq and is a predicted model, not a curated record. The transcript has a single exon. Gene Ontology annotation, cellular component: mitochondrion. Bases 299 to 1744 code for a protein of 481 amino acids.